AUGGCCCAUUCGUCGCCUUCCAAACUGUCAGGGCAGAAACAAGCAGUAGCCUCCAUGUUGGCGACGUUGUCAUGUCCAGGCAAAGCAAACAAAUAUAGUGGGACAUUCUCCCGCAGAAGACACACGGCGUUACCUAAAGACGAUUUGGGUAGUGGCGGUGCCAGUCGAGAGCGAAUGUUCAGUGGCAGACCCAGGCUAGAUGUCGCAUUCAGGAGGUCCGGUGGAAGCUGUUUAAGGCUGCACUCCCGUAAUUCGGGAUAUCGGGCUCGACUGAUACAAGCCCACAAAAGAGCAGCAACCACAUCGUUACUCGAGACCCAGGCCCUUUCAGUGCCAUCCUGCGUUGAAAGCCCAUACUUUUUCAUCGAGCAGGAUUUACAGCGGGUAUGGUCGCAGAUCCUCGCGAUCCCUCUGGACAGCAUUGGCGCGGAGGACAGCUUCUUCCAUCUCGGAGGUGACUCCAUCACUGCCAUGCAAGUCGUUGCAGAGGCACCGUCUCGCGGCCUGGAACACACCAUCCAAGAUAUCAAUCAACUCAAAACUAUCGAAGCAAUUGCCAGAAAAAACGGGGGGCUUCCUUCCAACAUUGCACAGCCCGUUGUACAGGAUGAGGUGACAAAUGAGCUGUUUGUCUUGACACCGAUUCAAGGAUUCUUCUUCGAAAUGUACUCUGAGGGAACCUGCUGGUUCAACCAGAACACCCUCGUCCAUUUCCAGAGGCAAGUUGCAGACAGCGACAUGGAGAGGGCGGCAAUCAAGUUGGUCCAAAAUCACGCAAUACUACGUGCUCGCUAUGCCCGACAGAAGGACGGGUCGUGGAAGCAGUUUCUCGUGGGCCGCGCCAGGCAAUGCUUCCAUUUCAGCGUGCACAAGGUCAAUUCAGUACAGGAGAUGCGCCAUAUAAUCGGCCAGAUUCAGACAUCGCUGGACCCGGAACACGGCUCAGUCUUUAUCGUGGAUCUGUUCGAACAGAACGGACAGCAGUCCCUUUUCAUGAUUGGGCAUCACUUGGUGCUUGAUCUUGUUUCCUGGCGCAUUAUCCUAGCUGAUAUGGAGGCGAUGAUUCUUGACCUUCAACACCAGCCCCGGCUCACAAUGUCCUUCCAGAUAUGGGCUCGUCUGCAGGCCGACUACGGCGCACGUCAUCGGAACCACCACCCUCUAGACGAGUCCUCGAUGCGCAAGUUCUGGGGGGAGAACAACGCAAGCACAGGGGGAGACUCCAGGACGAGGCUGAUCCGCCUGAACGAGCAACUUACCAACAAGCUCUUUGGCCCUUCCAGCCAAGCUCUGGACGUCGAACCGGUUGAGCUCCUCCACGCCGCCAUCCUCUUCUCUUUCGUACGCACCUUUCCUCAGCGCCAUGCUCCGUGCAUCUUCGGUGAAGCUCACGGCCGCGAGACAUGGGAUGCCUCGAUCGACGUCACCCGAACGGUCGGAUGGUUCACCACUCUCUGGCCUGUGGCCGCACAACUAAGCCCGUCUGGUAGUCUCGUGACGGCUGUCCGUACCGUGCGGCAAGCUCGACGGGCGAUGUCGAUAUACCACAACACCAAGCAGGAGAGAUGCAGGGCCGGGACGCACCUGAUGGAGAUGACCUUCAACUACGCGGGGAAGUUCCAGCAGGUCGAGCAGGACGGUGCUCUCUUUCGCAUGGAGCCCAUGGCGAAGCAGAGUCUGUUUGAUGGGGCGGGCGAGCUGGGCCGGUGGACCAUGCUCGAGAUCAAUUCGGUUAUUCUUAACGGCAUGCUGGAGUUUCAUGUUACCUACAAUCGGGGGACUGAUGAGGCUCGUGUCCUGACUCCGUGGAUGGAUAAUCUGGUCAACUGCCUUGAAGACCUUGCGAGCAGUCAUGCUUAG
Aspergillus pseudoviridinutans is the source of this 1860-nucleotide messenger RNA. It is a transcript of the gene nrps9, whose product is annotated as putative nonribosomal peptide synthase. Gene Ontology annotation, molecular function: catalytic activity. The record is from RefSeq and is a predicted model, not a curated record. The coding region runs from base 1 to 1860 and encodes 619 amino acids. NCBI's taxonomy places the organism in Eukaryota, Fungi, Ascomycota, Eurotiomycetes, Eurotiales, Aspergillaceae. The transcript is spliced from 3 exons.